AUGCGGCAAUUUCCUAAGGCCCUGCUUGAAGCUGCUUGAACAUGUGAAAACACCUCGUAUUCCACCGCCACCAAUUAGGAGAGCAAGUAUAUCAGGUCCCUAAUUUCUUCAAUCAGCCCGUCAUGAUACUUCAAAAAGUGUCUCCUUUGCUCCUCCACAAUGACUACCUUCAAGUCCCAAACAUAUGAUAGCGUACCCGUCACCGAUUCUCUUCCCCAAUACGACACAAUUUGCACGUCUGCAUUAUCAGCAGAUUUCAUUCAAUGCAAACGAUCCAUAUUUUCCUGUCUAUCAACCAAGCAAAUUGAAACACGUCGUGCCACAGUGCUAUCUCUCAUCCGUGAAAUCGUCUCCUCUCCUGGUUUUAACACUUACUCUGUCCCGCCAAUUGUCAAUUCCUGCGCUGAUGCUCUCCCCGCAGCAGAGUUCUCCGACCUCCUGCAACAACCCAAUAUCGAGGAUCACACGGCGCUGUAUUGGGCGAUCAUAAACAACCGACGAGACGUCCUUUGGGCGUUUGAUAAAUUCAUUUCCCAAUACUCGCCGGUUGCCUUUGCCGACUUGCGUAUUGCAUGUAUGGCGGUCAGCGACCACGAUUUGUUUAUGCAGAUGGAUUUGGGGGACGACGUUAAUCCCAAGGAUAAAUCUUUAAGACGCAUGUUGGGUUGUCCGCGAGAUGAGAUCAACGUGUUUCACCACGGACUAAGUGAAUUGGAUUCACCGCCCGAUUAUCUUAAAGGGGAUGAACUGGACGAAAACCACUUCAUUGCUAGUUUCUCCUUCAAAAUGUUCCAAAAACGCCUGCGUAUUACACGAAAUUUGGCAGUAGAAUUUGUUGCUCGGGGACGUAUAUGGGUUUUGCGCUUUUAUAUGGGAUCGGAAGGGAAAUGGUGCAUUGAGUAUGGUCUUUCUGAAAAUAGUAGCCCGCCAGUACGUUCGCACGCCAAAUUUGCGAUACUAGCACACAGCAAUCUGCCUGAACUGACCCGUGCGCUGUACCUGGAACCUCUAAUAAUUAACACACGUCCAUCGCAAACGCUUGUACCUCGAAAGUAG
Suillus clintonianus is the source of this 1056-nucleotide messenger RNA. RefSeq lists its product as uncharacterized. The transcript is spliced from 3 exons. The coding region runs from base 160 to 1056 and encodes 298 amino acids. The record is from RefSeq and is a predicted model, not a curated record. NCBI's taxonomy places the organism in Eukaryota, Fungi, Basidiomycota, Agaricomycetes, Boletales, Suillaceae.